Messenger RNA from Gorilla gorilla gorilla (western lowland gorilla), 1467 nucleotides. RefSeq names its product autophagy related 101 (gene ATG101). Gene Ontology annotation, cellular component: phagophore assembly site; Atg1/ULK1 kinase complex. Gene Ontology annotation, molecular function: protein kinase binding. Bases 506 to 1162 code for a protein of 218 amino acids. NCBI's taxonomy places the organism in Eukaryota, Metazoa, Chordata, Mammalia, Primates, Hominidae. Gene Ontology annotation, biological process: autophagy; autophagosome assembly. The transcript has 4 exons. The record is from RefSeq and is a predicted model, not a curated record.
GGUGAGCUUCCCGGCGCGCGGGGGGCAGAGCGGCUUCCGGUCCCGGCUCAGCCUCCGACCCAGGUGGUCUGGAGCCUGCCGGGAGAGUGGUGGCAUCUGAGAGGCCGGUCGUGGACUGUGGUUGGGGGAGGUGGGAGCUGUUUUAACCGUGUGCCCCCUCUCCUGUGCCGGCGUGGGCAUCCCCCGGGGCAGUGGAACGCGGGCGCUCCUCCAGCUUCCGAGUCCAGCCAGCCUGGGCGCGGGGCGCCGCCCCCGACACCCGAGGAGUCCGUUCCUCCCUGGUUACGUGGACUGUGGAGCUGGUCUCUUGUGGCGCAGCGCCGUGCGGAGGUUGAAGCGUACCUGCGGAGGUCGCACCAGGGCGUGAGGAGGAGGAGGAAGGGCAUGAGCCGAGCUUGAGGAAUCCGUGCUCCAAACUCUACACUCAAGGGUGGCCCUUGGGUAGGGUGAAGAUCCCCUGUCUUUAUCCUAGUUCCCCACCUUGGUGUGGGUUACUGGUUGCAGGAUGAACUGUCGCUCGGAGGUGCUGGAGGUGUCGGUGGAGGGGCGGCAGGUGGAGGAGGCCAUGCUGGCUGUGCUGCACACGGUGCUUCUGCACCGCAGCACAGGCAAGUUCCACUACAAGAAGGAGGGCACCUACUCCAUUGGCACCGUGGGCACCCAGGAUGUUGACUGUGACUUCAUCGACUUCACUUACGUGCGUGUCUCUUCUGAGGAACUGGAUCGUGCCCUGCGCAAGGUUGUCGGGGAGUUCAAGGAUGCACUGCGCAACUCCGGUGGCGAUGGGCUAGGGCAGAUGUCCUUGGAGUUCUACCAGAAGAAGAAGUCUCGCUGGCCUUUCUCAGACGAGUGCAUCCCAUGGGAAGUGUGGACGGUCAAGGUGCAUGUGGUAGCCCUGGCCACGGAGCAGGAGCGGCAGAUCUGCCGAGAGAAGGUGGGUGAGAAACUCUGCGAGAAGAUCAUCAACAUCGUGGAGGUGAUGAAUCGGCAUGAGUACUUGCCCAAGAUGCCCACACAGUCGGAGGUGGAUAACGUGUUUGACACAGGCUUGCGGGACGUGCAGCCCUACCUCUACAAGAUCUCCUUCCAGAUCACUGAUGCCCUGGGCACCUCAGUCACCACCACCAUGCGCAGGCUCAUCAAAGACACCCUUGCCCUCUGAGCGUCGCUGGAUCUCUGGGAGCUCCUUGAUGGCUCCCAGACCUUGGCUUUUGGGAAUUGUACUAUUGGGCCUUUGGGCUCUGGAACCUGCUCUGGGUCAUUGGUGAGACUUGGAAGGGGCAGCCCCCGCUGGCAUCUUGGUUUUGUGGUUGCCAGCCUCUGGUCAUCCUUUUAAUCUUUGCUGACGGUUCAGUCCUGCCUCUACUGUCUCUCCAUAGCCCUGGUGGGGUCCCCCUUCUUUCUCCACUGUACAGAAGAGCCACCACUGGGAUGGGGAAUAAAGUUGAGAACAUGAGUUUGGGCUGA